Molecule: messenger RNA, 2437 nt
Organism: Penaeus vannamei (Pacific white shrimp)
Lineage: Eukaryota; Metazoa; Arthropoda; Malacostraca; Decapoda; Penaeidae
Source: RefSeq, a predicted model, not a curated record
AUGGCUGAACCGCCAGAGAACGACCCCGUCAAGGAGAGACUCGAAAUCAAGGAGCGAUCCGAAGGUGAACUUGAGCUAUGGAUUAAUAAAGCUGCUUCACGGCGAACAAGCUCUCGGCCUUUAGAGGAAAACCCGCGGCAACUGCGCCGUAGAUGCACACCUUGCUUGGGCCAGAUCCAGAGAAUAGAAGGUCAACUCGUAGUAACUGGGGCAGAUUCAGUGACCUGCAGCACCACCAACUAUCGCGAAGUUGGAUAUUUUUAUUCGUUCACUAUUGAUGAAUUUACAUUAAACUUCCGACGACCGCCAGUGCGCGGGAGUCAGGCGUCGAAUCACGUGAUUUUCCAGGCGGGAUCAUCAGAAGGAAAUGCGUCGGUGGUUGAGCUUGCAGAAUUUCCACAAACAUGGGGCGUACACUCAGAAACAAGGCUUAUUAUCACACGGGUCCCUCGGCUAGCCUCACCUCGUCUCCCAGGCCAAGAAGCAGUAGGUUUUAUAGGCCUACAGCACGAACACGACCACCACAUAUUUUACGGGAAAGUCAACGUUACCAGAGUUCCGCAAAUGCGUAUCUCGGAGAUGGAAGACGCGGUUACCUGUUCGGUUUGUUCCGAAGUGUACGUAACCGGAUCACGUGACCCUCUCGUGCUUCCGUGCGGCCAUACCCUCUGCCGUGCCUGCGUCACUUCAGUCAAGAACGCAGCCACGGAGAAGCCCUUGACAUGCCCCAUCUGCCGAACCUGUCAUCCAUUCUUGUCAAUUUAUAGCCUCCCUGUCAACUUCAGUUUGCUGAGCCUGUCCACGACUUACCUCGAGAAUCAGGAGGAGCACUGUGCGGAGCACGGGGAGCCCUUGACCUACUGGUGCAGGCACUGCCGAGUAGGAGUGUGCGGGCUCUGCAUCCUGACGGGGCACCUCCGAGACGGGCACUCUGUGGUCACGACGGCCACCCUCUUGGAGGAGAAGAAGGAAGGCUUCGGAGCCGACGCGGCCACUGUUAUCCAUGCGGCGAGAGAACUUCACCAGAAAACCUCGUCUCACUUCAAGGCCGCUCUGGUGAGGCUCAUGUGCCUGAGUGUGGCGAAUGAAAGCCUGCUGGAGAUGGAGGAUACGGUCACGACGCUGCAGGAAAAGGUUCAGAAAGCCAAGAACAUUGAUCACAUCCUUACGCACGAGGCACACCUGAAAGAACUGUUUCCAACACGGAACAUAACAAACUUGUUGAGUGAAAUAAACACAUUUGAGAGUCGGGUUCCCAUAGGCAUCACCAUGGAACGCCGGAACGCGUCGGCAGUGCCUGCUACUGCGCGUAUCAAGCACGACUCGGGCUACACGUCGAAUCGCAGCGGGUGCUCUUCGCCCUCAACCAACACUGGCACGAGUCUACGGGAGUCGCCUGUGGCCAGUGGCCUCAUGGAGCAGUCCCAGGCGAGAACCGGCGGAGGAACCGGUCUCGGGGGGUUAAGCUGCCGGGUUCACAUGGGAGAUGGCCGUCACGCCCACCUGGCGUGGCAGGACGACCAUCUCUUGCUUUAUGCUCUCGCUGCCGCUGGUCCGGAUCCUCAGGUGUUGAUACAGUUCUCGGCGCUCGAGGGCCUCCUGGAGCGCGAUCACCCUGUGGUAUUCCUGGAGCUCUCGGCCGGCGGGCUCCACCUGGGCCGCGUGUACAUCCGGCUGCGCGGCCACAUGCGGCGGGCGCAGCAGUUCCUGGCGCUGUGUGUUGGCACGCUCGGCGCCUCCUUCGUCGGGUCCUUCUUCUCGCGGGUCAACGGGAUGGACGGCCCCGGAGAGACGCUCAUCGGGGGCAAGUACUACUGCCAGCGGGAGAGGCGGUUCGUGGCCAAGGGCUUGAUCGACGGCCUGGAGCGCGGAGAGGAGUACGGCGACGACGACAAGGCGGGUCUCCUGGCGGACUACAGCGGCGGCAACGCCAAGCACGACACGCUCUUCGGGAUCUGCACGACCGACAACCCGGGGAUGGACUUGGUGAUCCCGGUGUUCGGCGAGGUGACGGCAGGCAUGGAGGUCGUGUCGGCCGCCAUCAGCCACCACCCCGUCACGGACGUCAUGGUCUCUCAGAGCGGGCUGGUGAUCCCGACCCGGCUCUCGCAGGACCCCCUCUGCUCCGGGAUGGAUGUUCUGUCGCUGGGAUAGGCGCUCGGCGGGGGAAGUAUGGUGUCUAGUCGCUGCUUCUUUUCUUAACCGAAGCAGGAGGAUUCAAUUUUGACGCCUUGGUCAAAGGACUAGAAGAAAAGGAUACAGAAAUCAUAUACCAAUUUUCUUGUUUCUUUUUUUAUAUGACAUCGGAGUACCAUAAAAUUCAAAUAAACUGAAAAAGUAUGAGCCAUACCAAAACACAUACCAUGGACUGUCAAUACCUACGUGAUCAAACAUUAAUUACGAAAAGAAUGAUUGAACAUUUUGAUUUUAUGAUAAA